AUGCCUAAAAAGAAGCAAGAAAUGUCUCAGGUGUACAGUCAGAACAACGAGUUCAUAUUUGGUGAGAAGGGCGGUAAGGGGAAAAACCUCCUGUCAUUCCUAAAAAAUCUAUCACUUACCGGGAGUCCCAACUCUCUGCUGCGUCAAGGAAUUAGAGGGGGUGAUGCAGAAAGCCUACGGGAGGUCAACAGUAACAUUUAUGGCAACUUGUCGUAUGGCAUAGGCGCUCAAGAUCAUGGAGGAGGUGAGAUCGGUCAAAGACCAAUGAUGGCUAGCAGAGGCUCGAAGUCCUCACGAUCCAUAUCUGCUAGCCAGACAAGGAGCUCAACGGGCUCUCACGAUGGCACAGACGAAAAGCAAACAAGUAGGCUGUCCUCGCCUUUUACUAUCAGUCGAGCUGUUAGCGGAUCAGGAUACUCCCCAAGAAAUGCUUACAGACGACCAACAUAUACGGACCUAGACGAUGAUUGGGAUGCAGCGAUUGACGAGGUUAACCUGAAGAACUCACGCAUAAAGCCUCCUCAACAAGACCAUUUAGCGAGUUUGAGCUCAGAGGAGCGUCGGUCUAGCUCUACAGGUGUCGUUGAUUCGCUCUACCCUGAAUUGACCAUGAGCUCUGGCGCUGGCACUUCGUUGCCAAAGGAGCUGAUGGACUCACAAGACAAAGAAAUGAAGAAUGAGAUUCAAAAGCUUAACUCCAUCCACACCAGAUUCAGUAAGUUCCAAAAGGUUCUUGUUGAGGAUAAUAGUGGUGUAAACAUGCGAGACCUCAGGAAAUUGGCCUGGAAUGGAAUCCCGUCGGAGCUUCGAGCUCUUUGUUGGCAAUUGCUCUUGGGAUACUUACCUACGAACAAAACAAGACAAAGCUCCACUCUCAGGAGAAAAAGACAGGAGUAUCUUGACGGUCUAAAGGAUGCAAAUGCUGGCUCAAUGUUUGAUGGAACGGUAACGCCGAGCAAUGAGUCCUCGGGCCUGUUGCCUGCCUCCAAUAAUAGAGACAACAGUUUGAACAAAGAAAAGCAACUUCAUCAUCAGAUCAAAAUUGAUGUCAAAAGGACCAAUCCAAGCAUUAAACUCUUUGGAUACGAUGCAACGCAGAGAUCACUUCGCAAAGUGUUAUACUUGUGGGCCAUUCGCCAUCCUGCCAGUGGUUAUGUGCAAGGUAUAAAUGACUUGUGCACCCCAUUUUACCAAAUCUUUUUAUCAAACUACAUUUGGCAGUUACAGCUUAAAAAAGCAUUUGAUGCCGGACAUGGUGAUGAUCCUAGCUCUCUCUUCAUUCCGGGCCUUAUAGACGAGACAGGAUCUGACACGUUCGAGAAUGAGAUUCUUCUGGAUCCACAAUUGCCCACGUACACAUGGGAGAAUUUUGAUAGUGGGAAGCUCUCGCCAAGAGUGACUGCAAUUAUAGAAGCUGAUACUUACUGGUGCCUUUCGAGACUUCUCGACAAUAUCACUGAUAAUUACAUUCAUGAACAGCCGGGAAUUAUAAGACAAGUCAAUGAUUUGAGGAAUCUCAUUUCGAAGAUUGAUGUGUCACUUCUUGAACAUCUCGAAAAUGAGGGAGUUGAAUUCAUUCAGUUCGCAUUUCGCUGGAUGAACUGCCUACUUAUGAGAGAACUCUCAAUAGGACUCAUUGUGAGGAUGUGGGAUACUUAUCUAAGCGAGACACCUCUCGGAUUCAACAACUUCCACGUGUAUGUCUGUGCAGCAUUUCUCAUUAAGUUUGCAAAUGAGCUUAAACAAAAAGACUUCCAGGAAAUACUUCUUUUUCUUCAAAACCCGCCUACAUCCAUCUGGACUGAGAAAGAUGUUGAAUUGAUGUUGAGCGAGGCCUUCAUUUGGCAAAGUCUUUACAAAAAUGCAACCGCUCACCUUCGGUGA
Molecule: messenger RNA, 1884 nt
Organism: Candidozyma duobushaemuli
Lineage: Eukaryota; Fungi; Ascomycota; Pichiomycetes; Serinales; Metschnikowiaceae
Gene: GYP1
Product: Gyp1p
Exons: 1
Coding region: 1-1884 (627 amino acids)
Biological process (GO): activation of GTPase activity
Cellular component (GO): Golgi apparatus
Molecular function (GO): GTPase activator activity
Source: RefSeq, a predicted model, not a curated record